Molecule: messenger RNA, 2268 nt
Organism: Motacilla alba alba
Lineage: Eukaryota; Metazoa; Chordata; Aves; Passeriformes; Motacillidae
Gene: DTHD1
Product: death domain containing 1
Exons: 11
Source: RefSeq, a predicted model, not a curated record
AUGUUGCAGCUGAAGUCUGAGAUCCGCCACUCACCCUACCAAAGCAAAACAGAAGCAAAGAUAUACAGAGAUAAACAGGCCACUUACACAGGUGCUAAUUUAGGAGCAACAAGAGAUGUGCUUCGGAAAAGUGAUCUGGAUAAAGGAGGUUUGGAGGAGUAUGUGCUUGGACUGACCUCUUUAGCAAAAAACCUGAGCAGAUCGCUCAGCCAGCAGCUGGACAAUGUUACAGAAAUUAUUCAAGACAUCGGCCACUUGCUGAGUGCUCUCCAUGAUAAACACAAGGAAUUGACUGGAAGUCCAGGCAACUGCAGACAAGAUGGUGAUUCUCAGAACCAGACUGGUGAAAAUGCUUCUGGAGAAAUAGAUGAGCAUUGUUCGGAAGGAGAAGCAACAGACUCUGUGCAAGAAUCCUCCAGUUCCAGUCAGCAACUCCAAAGAACUCCUUCUCUGAACAAGACAGAAAGUCAAAAUGUCAAUCAAACCCACACAAGUGAAAUUAAAACUGUGAGGAAAAUUGCAUCCUUAGCUGAAAAUAAAUCUGCUCAAGAACAAGACACCAGCAGAGAAUCUCCAAUGAAAAAGGAAGAUGGUGAACACCAACUACUAAUUGUCUCUUUUACAGAGAAAAAAGAGUGCAAUGGAAAGGAUAAACUUCAUGGAGGUAGCUUUGUUACUGAAAAGCCUUCAGAACUGGAGGCUUUUCAGGAUGCUCUUUCAAGCAGUGAGGAAGACAUUCUGUCUGGGACAUUGAAGGACAUUUAUGACAGAAGCAUCACAAAUUCUUUCAAACAGAAGAAAAGGGAAAAGGAAACUUUUACUGUUCCAAAGGUAGGACUCUUACAAAAGCUGAACGUGGAUUCUAGAAUCUCUUUCUGUUGCCAUCCAGAAGCUUCUCCGGCCCCUACGCAGUUAAAGAUUCAGCCAGUUGAGCCAUCAUUGGUUUCAGCAUUGAAAGCAAGACAUAUGUAUCACUCAGUGAUAUCUACUAGUGCACUAGUUCAUGUCCAGCAUCCUUCAGCCCAACCUUCCCACAGCUCAGUCACUAUUACCCUACCCUGUCCUCCAAACCCAGACAAAAAAAAGACUGCAAUACCUAUGAGCUUUGUUGGAAACACUAGAGCAAGGCCUCAAAAUUUUCAUGCUACAGUUUCACCAGAAAAAUUAAUACAGGCUGCGAGCACUUCUGUGAGAAAAAGUGGGGACAAUCUCAGUGAUACUUUGAAAUUAUUAGGUCAUGGAAACAAAGAAGAGGGGUGGAAGGUGUUUGAUGAUGUUAUUAUCCAGAAUGCACAGAAUGGGCUUGUAUCUUUUGAACUAAAUGAGCAUUUAGAAAGCUUGGUGGUCAUUUGCCUUGCAUUCCUUUUGCAAAACAGGUGUCUUCUCCUCUUUUCUCAGGCUCUGGAAGAAGCUCUCAUAGCACGUAGCAGGAUGGCUAAUGUGAUACUGUAUCAGAAAAGAGAAAACCCAUGUAAAAUAGUAGUUUUGCUGUCUGCAUCCAGAGAAUUGACUUAUGAACUUCAAAAUCUCCAUGAGGAGGGUUAUUGUGGUCCCCCAGAACCUACGCAGCAAUUCCCAUUAAGACAAGGACAGCAGAUUCACUUUAGAUAUAGAGGAAAUAUUUCUGCUUCAGAGAAUGGAGAAGACUUCAGGAAAGUCUACAGACUGAUUUUUCAUUCACAAAGACAACCAAGGCUGGAGCUCCAAAUUCAAGAAGUGGAUGAAUUUGGUAACCAUAGUUCACCUCAUUACAAAGGAACAGCAGUGUUUUAUAAAAUUACCAGAGAGAUGAUACCAAAGAAAUGGGAACAAAGCUUGCCAUAUGAUGAAUAUCAACACCAGUCUCCACUGUGCAAAUUAGCAUUAACACUGCCAAAACAUGAAAAAUUGAUCCACUGUCCACGAAGUACAAAAAGAAUUUUUUCUGAUUCAUCAGAGGCCCUAUGGGACAAGUUGCUGUUCUGGCUUGCAGAAGAGCUUGCAGAAGAUAAUACAUCAUUGUUUGCUUUAUGUUUACCUGUUUGACGGAGCGUGCUUCAGCUUGUUAGGCUGAAGUGCCCUGAUAAUUUAACACUUCAGAUCUAUGAGCUGCUUUGCUGCUGGAAAAAGAUCCUUCCAAAGCUGGCUGAUAAACAGCAGCUCUUGUCUUGCUAUUUGCAGAAGAGUGGCAGAAGUGAUCUUUCAGAAGAACUUCAUUUAAAGUGGAAAAAUAAGGUGUUCACAGAAUCACUGGCAACUCACAGCCCCAUUUCUCUUCUUUCUUGUUGA